UUCUGGGUCAGAUAUAGGAAAAGACGUGUGGUCAAGUGUAUUUUGCAGCUACAAAACAAGGAGAUGGUGCAAUUAAAGAUGCUACCACUAAUUUAUGUUGGAAAUAUGGUAUUCUUGUUAGCGAAAGGAACAAACAUACAUUGUUCAUCGGAGAAACUGUGUAACUGCUCUCUGCAAAAUACAGUUAUCAUUGCUCAUUGUAAUGGACUAAAUUUAACCACAUCACCAAACUUUACAGAGGAUGUCCUAGUUAUUGAUUUGGGACUAAAUCGUAUUGAUGGUAUACCGCAAAAUUUGCCGAGUGGCUUGAUACUUCUAAAUUUAACUGGAAAUCCAUACUUACGAAAAAUCGAAAUCGAUGAUUUAGGAAGAUACAACAACCUUCAACACUUUGACGCAUCACAUUGCAGUUUAAGGAAUAUCAAAAAGUUUGCAUUUAGAAACAAUACAAAUCUUCAAUAUUUAGACAUCUCAAAUAAUCCUGAACUAACCUUGGAUGUACUAAAUAAUGUUACUCGUGAUUUAAAAUAUUCAAAUAUCACUACUCUUCGUCUAGAUAAACUUCAGUGCACCUAUAGCAUAAGUACCGUUUUUCGUACCGAUUACAUAAAACAUCUAAGUAACUCUCAUUUAAAAGUUCUGUCCGUUGCCUCGAAUAGAAUAUCCUAUUUCGAGCAUGAUGUAUUCGUGAGGUUGCCGAAUACAUUAGAAGAAUUAAAUGUCGGAGAUAAUAGUCUAGGCUUUGGAAGUUAUCUAUUAUUUCUAAGUAAUCUCAAAGGGUUGAAAAUUCUAAAUGCAACAUUUCAAAAUUCGUUUCACCUAACAAGAAGGAUUGGUUGUUUUUGUAACGAUUCUUGGAAUUCAAAUUUUCUCCAAGCCUCCACCCCUUGUGCAGGAGGAAUCAAUUAUCAAAAUGAAAUGAAUUUUAAGCCAUGUACAAAUGGCAACAGUAACCAUUCAAAAAUGAAUACAAACAUUCAUAUAUCUACAUUCGUUAGUGCCUCCUUAACUAUAUAUGGCCCUCCUAAUUUGGAGCGAUUCUAUUUUCACGAUAAUAUGUACAAACUGGAGGUACGAAAUUACCAAUUUAACUUAACUUACAGAAAACUUACCCAUCUGUUUCUACAAAAUAAUAUUCUUUAUAAGUUAUCUGGACCACUUCGAGGUCUCCAAAGCGUACAAUAUUUAGAUCUGUCAAAUAACUUAUGUGAAUAUAUUUCUGUUUCUUUCUUCGAUGAGUUUGAUGGAGUUAUUCAGCUUAAUUUAUCAAGAAAUAUGUUAAGCACUUGCAUUGAAAACGAUACUCAAGGUCAAAUUUUUCAGCGAUUAAUUAAACUGAAAAUUCUAGACAUAUCGUACAAUCGAGUAAGAAAAUUUCCACGUUUAAUCUUUCAAUAUUUAGAUAAUCUUUCGGAACUUUAUGUCAAGUUUAAUUCUUUGGAAACUUUCAACGUUUUGAUAUCUCACAUGCAAAAACUUUCAUUUUUGGACCUAUCUAAUAAUCAAAUAACAACACUUGAUGCGACGUUUCGUACUUCAUUACAAAGUAUUAUACUAAAAACCAAAUUUACUCAAAUAAAUUUAUAUAAAAACACACUUAAAUGCUCAUGUGAGGAAUAUGAUUUCAUGCAAUGGUUAAAAAAGUACAAAGACCACAUUUUAAAACUGUCAAAGUACGAAUGUAUUUCGCCUAAUUCAAGUAGUCUAAGUUUUAAAAAUUUAGAUCACAUUAUUUCGUCCAUGGAAAUGUUUUGUGCGACAUAUUUCAAUCUCAUAGUUGUACUUACCAUCAUAUUAUUUGUCAUUAUGACUAUCAUCGUUGGUGCGAUAUUAAACCGCUAUAGAUGGAGAUUAAGGUACCUUUACUUUCUCGCAAAAAGACGCUAUACAGAGGUUCAACAUUUACAACAAUCAAACACCGACUCAUAUCGGUACGAUGCCUUUGUCUCAUACGCUGAAGAAGACAAAGACUUCAUUUUGCGAAAAUUGAAUUUUCUUGAAAAAGAUAAUAACUUAAAAUUAUGUGUACACUGUAGGGACUUUAUUCCUGGAACGGAUAUUGCUGACAACAUUGCAAAUGCAAUUCAUAACAGUAGACGGACUUUGUGUGUUCUAACAUCAUUCUUUCUUGAUUCGUACUGGUGUAUGUAUGAAUUAAAUAUGGCAAGAAUGGAGUCUAUAUAUUCGAGAAAAGAACAAAAUAUUCUCUGUAUUGUUAUUCUAGACAAAACAGUAUUUGAAAAGGUUCCACUGAAAAUCGUUGAUUUGCUUGAAAGUCAAUCAUAUCUUGAGUAUCCUGAUAAUGGAAAUGAAGACCUGUCAUUUUGGAAUAAACUGUCCCUCACUUUGCAAUCUCCAGUGUCCUAGUGAUUGUAGACGUAACAGCUGCGUAGCAUUGAAGACAAUAAAAACGUUCAACGAGAUACAUACUGUUUUUAUCCCUAAUCAAAUGCUUAACAAUUUACAAAUAAAACUUGAUAAAGGUGUUUUCAAGAAAGGAAUGUAUAAUUCUGCAUCUAUUUUUCGUCAUGAAUAACAAAACAAUAGUGAAUGCAGUGACUGAAAACCUAGGACAAAGUUUAAAGACGACAGCUUACAAUACUAUUUGAAAAUUGAAGGCGGUCAGUCAUAAGGCGCUCAGCGAAUGACUUUACUGGAUUUUUCGCACUUUGUGAAUUUCACAGUCAAAAGUGAAAGGAUAGUGGAUGUACUACAAUCUGAGUGGCAAUUUUAUUUGUUUAUGUAUUCAUUCUUGUGCUUAAUUAUUACCGUAUACGCAAUUAAAUCUGUUUUUCA
Messenger RNA from Magallana angulata, 2796 nucleotides. Its product is annotated as toll-like receptor 4. Gene Ontology annotation, biological process: immune response; toll-like receptor signaling pathway. Gene Ontology annotation, cellular component: membrane. The transcript is spliced from 2 exons. The coding region runs from base 64 to 2367 and encodes 767 amino acids. Gene Ontology annotation, molecular function: protein binding; transmembrane signaling receptor activity. NCBI's taxonomy places the organism in Eukaryota, Metazoa, Mollusca, Bivalvia, Ostreida, Ostreidae. The record is from RefSeq and is a predicted model, not a curated record.